AGGGCUUCCUGUGGUCCUUUAUCAUCACGGCGCAGUUCAUGUGUUUCAGAAUGCAAUGACAGUUUAUGGGAGAGUAUUUAUGAAUUAUUGAUGAGUAUUUAUGUUAUGCUACGGGUUGUAGCUAUGGUCUUAGCUAUUUCCUAAGGUUGUAGCUAUUUCCAAUAAAUAAAUCCGUUGACAUUCAGUCUUAAGCUCCUGUAUUAACCAUGUUGGCCGCUGCUUCAUCGAGGUUUGUCCUUCAAAGCUGCUGGAAUCUACAAUCGUCUUUGACUCGAAUACAGAAUCUGUCACAAACAGCAUGCAAGAAUACAGUUAUUGUGGAGCGCUGGUGGAAGGUUCCUUUGUCAAAGGAGGGAAAGCCACCCAGACUCCAUCCACGGCGACACAGAGUCUACCGCUUGGUUGAAGAUACAAAACACAAAACCCAAGAAAAAAUGGAGCUCAUCCUCACUCAGACAGUGCCCAAGCUUGGUGGACGAGGAGACACAGUUUUUGUGAAGAAAUCAUUAGGCCGCAACACUUUACUUCCCCAAGGCCUAGCUGUAUACCCUUCGCAAGAAAACAAAGAUAUGUUUGCAGAGGAAAUAAGGCUACUGCGUGAAGGAAGACCGGAGGAUAGAGUGCAGACACGCACAGGACAGCUGACUGUUGAAUUCCUGAAGAAGACACAGCUUGAAGUUGCCAUGCACACUUCCAUUCAGUACUCACUCUCAAAAGAGAUUGUUUGCAGACAGUUUCUUAGACGGCUUGGUGUGGUUGUGCCUACAUAUGCUUUAACUCUUCCAGAAGAACCAAUCACAGGACCAGGAGAGUACUGGUGUGAUGUUACAGUGAAUGGAGUGGACACAGUCAGAGUUCCCAUGUCUGUGGUGCCGUUUGUGGAGCCUAGCCAACGGAGGCUUAUGAAGAAACAGGAAAACGAACAGCAAUCAGAUUCAGAAUAGGGUUUCCUUACUAAAGAAGUUGUGUUGAAGGAAACAACUUAGUGAAAACUCCCAAGGAAUUUGUAUAAAUAAAAGUUUUUUUCUGUAAUUUCCUCCUAUGAUACCUGUAUCUGCUUUUAGUUCUUUUGGCUUAUUGUGCUUGACUUUUAAAAAUUCAAAACUUGUUUGAAUAAAUGGAUCUUCAUAAAGCUAUGCAUAUGCACACUUUGAGCAGGGCACUAAUGUGUUAGUCAAAUUUGAAAAUUAAUAGCAUACUAUUUUCCAUCUUUGCAUCUCAUUGCAAAAUGUAUGCAAUUCAGAUCAACUUUGUCGGUUUAAUGAGUAUGGUACAACUUAAAACAAAUUUAGUCACUCCUUGAUGACUAAAGUCAUCCUCUCUUAUGGAUUCCCAAUAAACAUUUUGUUUGCUCUUUGUGAAACAUUAUUAUCCCUGCAAUAGGUCUUAAAUGACAGAUUAAUUUAACUUGAACAACUUUGGCUGGGAAAUACAAGCAUAUCAAGCAUCCCUAUAUUCAAAUUGAGGUAAUGAAUGUCAGCAUUCAAGCCAUUUUCUAUUCACACUGGAACAGAAAUAACAUUAAAUUAAAAUGUUAUUAACUUUA
Messenger RNA from Myxocyprinus asiaticus (Chinese sucker), 1546 nucleotides. RefSeq names its product mitochondrial ribosomal protein L9 (gene mrpl9). The record is from RefSeq and is a predicted model, not a curated record. Gene Ontology annotation, biological process: translation. The transcript has 7 exons. The coding region runs from base 207 to 944 and encodes 245 amino acids. Lineage: Eukaryota; Metazoa; Chordata; Actinopteri; Cypriniformes; Catostomidae. Gene Ontology annotation, molecular function: structural constituent of ribosome. Gene Ontology annotation, cellular component: mitochondrion; ribosome.